This is a messenger RNA of Haliotis rubra (blacklip abalone), 3804 nucleotides long. RefSeq names its product polyamine-transporting ATPase 13A3-like. Gene Ontology annotation, biological process: polyamine transmembrane transport; intracellular calcium ion homeostasis. The record is from RefSeq and is a predicted model, not a curated record. The coding region runs from base 1 to 3501 and encodes 1166 amino acids. Gene Ontology annotation, molecular function: ATP binding; ATP hydrolysis activity; polyamine transmembrane transporter activity. The transcript has 29 exons. Gene Ontology annotation, cellular component: membrane. Lineage: Eukaryota; Metazoa; Mollusca; Gastropoda; Lepetellida; Haliotidae.
AUGGCACAGACGGGGCCGCCUCCCAUGAAGGCGGGGAGACUCUAUGUCAACCCAGAGGAGGAGGAUCAAAUGGAAAUCUCCGGGUUUAGGCCCCAUAAGCUGAAGACAGCUGUCGUGUGGUUCUUCAUCAUCAUCACGGUCGGCCUGCUGAGACUCUUCUUCUAUUGGCUGCCACACCUGUUUGUAAAGGCUACCCACUCCAGGUGCUCACUGGCGGUUGCUACAACAGUGUUAUUGAAGGACCAGUGGAAGGACUGGUUUAAAUCCACUGUGAAAACACAAGACCUGACGGGCCACUCCAAGAACACCCAGACGCCGCAGCGGGCACAAGCCUCCAACGCAUCAACCAAGAAGGGAAGUGGUCUAAUACGUUACUUUAUCUGCAAGAAAAUCAAGUAUAUUUGGGACACAGAAAAAAAAGAAUUUACACGACUGAGAGGGUUUGACAAGGACAAGGAGUGUACCUUCUUCCACCAACAAACAGGCCUGGCGUAUGAUGAACAAAGAACGAGACAAGUUCUGUAUGGUGUCAACUCCAUUCGAGUCCACGUGAUGCCGAUUAUCAAGAUAUUGUUCAAAGAGGUGCUGUCCCCCUUCUAUGUGUUCCAAGUGUUCAGUGUCUCUAUCUGGUUUGCUGACGACUACACCAUCUACGCCAGCUGCAUCGUCUUUAUCUCCAGCCUCUCCAUCAUCAUUACCAUCUACCAGACGAGGAAGAUGCAGAGAGCUCUCCGCAGCACCAUCAGCUCCUCAACCAUCGUCACCGUGUGUCGUGGCGGGGACGUGUACGAAGACAUAUCGUCGGAAGACCUUGUGCCGGGUGAUGUCAUAGAGGUGCCUCGACACGGCUGCAUGAUGCAGUGCGACGCCGUCCUCAUCAACGGCAACUGCAUCGUCAACGAGAGUAUGCUGACAGGCUACAAAGUGGUAAGGAACAACGACACCGCGGGAGAUAUCGUCAUCCACACGCUGGUUCUACUUACAAUAGCAGUCCCCCCAGCCCUCCCGGCUGCCCUCGGUGUUGGCAUCGUAUUUGCCCAGCAGCGGCUGAAGAAGGCAGGCAUCUUCUGCAUCAGCCCUCGCGGCAUCAACAUCUGCGGCACCAUCAACGUUGUCUGCUUCGACAAGACAGGAACCUUGACGGAGGAUGGCAUGAAGAUGAUGGCCGUGGUGCCUUCCUCCAGAGGAGCGUUCAGAGACGAAAUUCGCAACAUGAGCAAGUUACACAAUCCCCUUAUCGUCAGUGCCAUGGCAACCUGCCACUCUCUCACUAUUAUAGAUGGUCACGUGGCUGGAGACCCCCUGGAUCUCAUCAUGUUCGAGGCUGUUGAUUGGGUGUUGGAGGAGCCGGGUGAGGAGGAGACAAGGUUUAACAUGAUGGUGCCCACCAUUGUACAUCCCCGAACCAGAAACAACUCCGUACCAGGAGACGACAGUCAGUCAAUGGGAGAAGACAUCGGCGUGGUGAGACAGUUUACCUUCUCCUCCAGUCUGCAGAGAAUGUCGGUCAUCACACGGAAUCUCGGUGCCAACAACUUUGACCUGUUCGUGAAGGGAUCGCCUGAAAUGAUCACAAGCCUCUCCAUGGCUGAAACAGUCCCUGCCAACUUCCACGAUGUACUGAUGGCCUACACACAGCAUGGCUACCGGGUCCUCGCUCUGGCCUGGAAGGCCUUGCCACAGAAACUGAACUAUGCCAAACUCCAGAGAAUAACGCGGGAGCAGGUGGAGAAGGAUCUCAACUUCCUGGGGCUGCUGGUGAUGGAGAACUGCCUGAAGCCGGAGACCACCCCUGUCAUCCAGACACUCCGGGAGGCCGCCAUCAGAAACAUCAUGGUCACAGGUGACAACAUGUUGACUGCCCUGAGCGUGGCCCGGGAGUGUUGUAUGGUAGAUCCCACAGACCGUAUCAUCCUUGUUCAAGCCUACCCGCCACAGGCCGACAAGACAGGACCAGAGAUAGAGUUUAUUUUCGCUGAUGAGAAGGAAAAGAAAUUUGGCAAGGAUUCCAUCGCCCUUCAGAUGGACAACGACAGUUUCCGCUUCGCUCUGACGGGGAAGUCCUGGGCCGUCAUAAGACAGCAUUUCCCCGACCUGAUGUCCAAGAUCGUCGUCAAGGGGACAGUCUUUGCACGCAUGGGCCCAGAGCAAAAGGCGCAGUUGGUGGAGAGCUUGCAGGCAUUAGAUUACUAUGUCGGAAUGUGCGGUGAUGGGGCUAACGACUGCGGAGCACUGAAAACAGCCCAUGCCGGCAUCUCUCUGUCGGAGGCUGAGGCUUCAGUAGCCUCGCCUUUCACGUCCAAGAAGCCCACCAUCGAGUGUGUGCCUAAUGUCAUCAGGCAGGGUCGAGCGGCGCUCGUGACAUCCUUCGGAAUCUUCAAGUUCAUGGCGUGUUACAGUCUGACGCAGUUCAUCUCAGUCCUGCUCAUGUACUGGAUCGGAGCAAAUCUCACUGAUGCCGGGUUCCUGGUCAUCGACUUGUUCAUCGUCACAACUCUGAGUAUCACAUUCGGUCGGACGGGCCCAUGUGCGGAGCUGGCGAAGGAGCUUCCGCCGUUCAGUCUAUUAGCAGUCGCCCCCAUCUUGUCCAUACUGACCCAGAUGGCCAUACAGCUGGGCGUACAGGUGUACUGCUUCCUCCAUGUCAUGAAACAACCCUGGUUUGUGCCCUACAUCGACAACGAGGACGACUACUACGCUAGCUACGAGAACUCCGCCGUAUUCCUGAUUUCAAACUACCAAUACAUCACGCUAGCGGUCGCCUUUUCUAAGGGAGCGCCAUUUAGGAAGUCUAUAUUUUCCAAUUACUUGUUCCUCCUGAACAUCGCUAUCUGUUUGGCCGGCUGUUUGUGGAUCUCUACAGUGCCCACACAGGGACUAGCGGACAUACUUGAGUUGCUGCCGUUCCCGUCCAUAACUUAUGCCAUGGUGCACGUCGGCAUUGCUCUCUUCAACUUCCUGAUUUCUAUCUUGGUUGAGACAUACGUGAUGGACAAUACUUCUCUCCAGCAGAGCUGUCGAAAUUUCUUCAAAAACUGUCUCCCUUCCUCGAAGACAAAAUAUGCCGCCAUUGAAGACGACAUUUCAGGGAAUCCAUCAUGGCCGCCGGUGAGCCCGUCAACGGUCAGCCUAGCCGUGAUCUUCCAGAGACUGGACAGUGCUCACCACGUUCCAAAAGAUCUCAACACUGCUCCAGGGAAAGAGGUUCUUGAGGAUCUCAUUGAAGAAUCUGACAUUGACCCACAGAUUACCAAAUCUCUGGAUGGAGUGACCCACAACCCAAGGAGUAUCACAUCUCCAAACGGGGUGACCCCGGAUCUUACCCAGACUGCAACAGCAAACUACCCCCAGAGGCAGAUAUCGUCAGGGGAUGCCGAUUACCACGUGGGGCGGAUGGAAGCUCCACUUCUAAAUAAUGACACUUCAAGUUCCAACUGCGGGAUAGAUAAUCCCGUAUUGACAACUGUUGAAGACAACGGCAAAUUCACCACGACCUUCUGAUACGACUUGACCGUGACAUUCUGUUCCGACGUGACCUUAACCCCUAACAUUCACUCACAAAGACGAUAAUCCUCAAAGUCAAACUUUUUGCAGUGACAUAUUUAUGUCACUAUUUACAAAACGAGUUAGUGAGUAUUGUUUUACGCGAUUUCCAGCAAUAUUCCAGCAAUAUCACGGCGGGGACACCAGAAAUUGGUUUCAUACAUUGUUCCCAAGUGGUGAAUGGAACCUGGACUUUCAGCGUGACGAGUGAACGCUUUAACCACAAGGUUACCCCACAGCUCCUUUUACACAGCUGACAUU